AUGGAUACCAACUUGAACUCUGAGCAAGGAAAGACCCAAUUGCAUGUAGCUGCAUCUACGGGCAACGUGGAUGUCCUGAAAUAUCAUCUAUCUCAGGCGGAUACGAAUGUUGAUCAACAGGACUUGCAGGGAAACACUGCAUUAAAUUUAGCGGCUGCCUGUUCGGAUUUAGAGGCUGUUCGGUUGUUGUUAGAUGCAAAUGCCGAUCCGACGAUAAAGAACUUUGCUGCUAGAGGGCCGUUGGAGAAUGCCAAGAGUACUGAAGUUCAGGCACUACUUAAGAGUCGAAUGUUUGUCACGAAUGAGGACGCUCGUCCAGUCAAGGUGUCUCGACAAGCAUUGACUGCUCAAAUUCAAUCUGCACUACCCAAAGAUCCAGCUACCGUCAGACUCUUUGCAAUAGAUCUAUUCGUCACUGAGGAAAUAAUAUUGGAGCGAUGUCGGGAACUCAUCCGCCAACUAAUCGAAGAAAAACAAAUCGCAAACCACAAAUCCCGUCUCCUUGAAGCAGCAGUCGGUCUCAAAGACAAGGAAACAGCAGAACGAUUCAUGGACCAACUACAGCACUGGCAAGACGAAAACGAACGACAAGCAGCAACAAUAACAUACCUCAAAAUACGCAUCCAGAUGCUGGAGAAUGCAUCACUGCAACAAGAAGAAUAUUAUCGUAAAAACCUGUCUGAUGUGAUACGGCAGCACUCUGAAGAAUUGCAGGCUGCAUUCAAGCGAAAUGAAGAGACUGAGAGUUCGUUGAUGGAGUUGCAGCAAAAGAAUGCAGAGACUACUAUGGAUUUGGCGAGGUUGCGUGCUGAUUUGAAUGUGAAGGCUCAGUCUCAGAGCGAUUUGACUGCUGUUGAUGGGGGUGCCAAGAUUAGACAAGAUAUGGCAAAACUUCAAGCAGAAAAGACAUCUCUGGAAGAGCGAGUCAAGCUGGCCGAUAAGCUCAAAGCAAUCACAGAUACCGAGCUUGCAGAUUUGAGAACUGAAGUUGGGAAGCUUCGAAAUACUCGUCAAGAGGAGAUGUUCAAACAGAUUGAAACAGCAGUAACCACAUCAACUCAUACCGUUCAAGGAGAAUUAGAUGAGAAGGAGGAGACCAACAUUGUGUAUAUCAAGGGAGAGGGUCAAGUGAAACGAAUCAAGUGUGGCACACCGGAGAAGCUUAUUGAGAAGCUCAUUAAUCCAACCAGUUUCGACAAUCAAUUCAUGCAGGCGUUCUUGAUGACGCAUACAGCUUUCAUGCCUUCAAAGGAUGUUAUGAGUGCGUUUAUCACCAAGUAUGCUGAGGCAUCUGGUGACGAUGUGUCAAAGACAUAUUUGAGAUUAAUCAACAGUGUCAAAUACUGGGUGGACACAUACUGGAGCGAUUUCGUCGAAGACCCAUCCCUACAAUCAAUGCUAACAACCUUUGUGGACAGCAUCAAAACCGAAAACAUGGCCAACAUAUUGAAAAAAGUCAUUCAACGAAAACAAACCGGUGCCGAACCACGAAAUCGAAUGGGCACUAACGACAUGAAUGCCGGAAUCAUGGCACCACCACCUAAACCAGUCCUCCCCAAAUUCCUAGCCAAGAAAUAUUCAGACAAGACAGACAAGAUGUUAUAUGGAACCAUGAAUGCUGGAAUGUUGUCUUCAUUGGCUAACGAUGGGGUGGUGAGAACUCAGAGUUCGGAUUCGUUGGGGUCUCAGUCGCAGAAUCAGAAUCAAAAUCGGGUUUGGUCGUUUGGAGCAACGAGAAGUCGAACAUCGGAAGAUGGGGUUCCGAUACCUGACAUUCCAAUCAAGAUUCCGGAUUUGGAUCCGAUGGAGAUGGCGAGACAGUUGACGUUGAUUGAGUUUGAAUUGUUUAGUAAUAUUAAGCCAAGAGAGUACCUUGAUAUGGCAUGGAUGAAAGAGGACAAGGAGGUCAGGGCUCCUAAUAUUACUAGGAUGACGCGAUGGUCGAAUCAUGUCAUUCACUGGCUAGUGACAGAAAUAGUAAUUGUCAAGGAAUCAGCCAAAGCCAGAGCCAUCGUUCUCGAAAAGUUUAUUCAACUUGCUAUAAGUUUAGAAAAACUAAACAACUUUAACGGAGUCAAGGAAGUGCUGGCAGCAUUACAAUCAUCGUCUGUAUAUAGACUCAAGAAAACCAAGGAACAAGUAUCCUCCAAGCUUCUCAAGGCGUUAACGGAUUUGGAAAAGCUGACUGCUAGUGAUAUGAACUACAAGAGUCUUCGUGCCAAGGUUCAUGCUGCUGAUCCACCGCUAAUACCGUUCCCUGGGGUAUAUCAAGGCGAUCUGGUCUUUUUGGAAGAAUGCAGCAAAGAAAAACUAGAGAAUGGAAUGAUCAACUUUAGCAAAUACCAAAAGACUGCUGGAUACAUUACCGAACUACAAACAUAUCAGCAAACACCAUACAAUUUCGAAAUGGUGGCCGAGAUUCAAGACUACAUCAAGCACUAUCCAAUCUUUGACGACGACGUGGCCUACAGUCAUUCCCUACAAUGUGAAGCUCGGGCUACGACGUAA
Messenger RNA from Synchytrium microbalum, 2508 nucleotides. RefSeq lists its product as uncharacterized. Gene Ontology annotation, molecular function: protein binding; guanyl-nucleotide exchange factor activity. Gene Ontology annotation, cellular component: plasma membrane. Bases 1 to 2508 code for a protein of 835 amino acids. The transcript is spliced from 14 exons. Gene Ontology annotation, biological process: positive regulation of GTPase activity; Ras protein signal transduction. NCBI's taxonomy places the organism in Eukaryota, Fungi, Chytridiomycota, Chytridiomycetes, Synchytriales, Synchytriaceae. The record is from RefSeq and is a predicted model, not a curated record.